UUCAGUCCUGUUUAAAUGGGAAUCUAAAGCGCAGAGAGGAAAAGGGACGCAGACACAGAAACCAAGAGAGAGAGAAAAGUGGAGACAGAUUUAUUUUACGCACGGGAAAAACAGGGAAACGAGUAGGAGAAAAGGAAAGGAGGAGAGAGGAAAAGAGGCAUCGGGUUUUUUCCUCUAAAUUUGGCUCCUUUCACUCUCAUGACUCAAAGAGGAUUCCAGUUAAAUUCACCCGGUCGGGAGGAAUUGAUGGUGUCUUUUCGGGAGAGCAGAGCCGAGGGGAGGAAUCUGAAUGCGCUCGGCUGAACCAUGCCAGCCCUGUGGAUCAUAACUUUGGCGAUCACUUUGAACCAAGUGUGGUGCAUUCGCUUCUCGCAAGAGCCCGCGGACCAGUCAGUGGUACUGGGAGAACGGGUGGUGUUGUCCUGCGUGGUCUUCAACUACAGCGGCAUCGUCCAGUGGACCAAAGAUGGCCUGGCUCUCGGCAUCGGAGAGGGUUUACGAGCCUGGCCUAGGUAUCGUGUGCUGCGGGCUCUGGACAUCGGCCAGUACAACCUGGAGAUCUCAAAUGCCGAGCUGUCUGAUGACUCUCUGUACGAGUGUCAGGCCACAGAGGCCGCCCUGCGCUCCAGGAGGGCCAAACUCAAUGUACUCAUCCCUCCUGAGGACCCGGUGGUCGAGGGAGCCCCGGAGCUCCUGCUGAUGGCCGGGACUCCAUACAACCUGACCUGUGUGACCCGCGGGGCCAAGCCUGCAGCACACAUCCAGUGGACCAAAGAUGGAGUCCCUGUGGAGGGGGCCCACCAGUCCACGGAAGUGCUCCCAGACAGAAAGAGGGUGACGACCAGGAGCUACCUGCCCAUCACACCUAUCGACACUGACAGCAGCCGCAACUUCACCUGUGUGGCCAGCAACCCGGCGGUGCCAAUGGGAAAACGAGCCACUGUUAUGCUCAAUGUCCACCACCCUCCUAUGGUGACCCUGUCCAUCGAGCCUCGCUCUGUCCUGGAGGGCGAGAGAGUCACCUUCACCUGCCAGGCCACUGCCAACCCUCCCAUCAUUGGCUACAGGUGGGCAAAAGGUGGCGUGCUGCUGGAGGGGGCCAGGGAAAGUGUGUUCGUCACCACAGCAGAUCACUCCUUCUUCACUGAGCCUGUGUCCUGUCAAGUUUUCAACGUUGUGGGAAGCACCAACGUCAGCAUCCUGGUGGACGUGCACUUUGGCCCAAUACUGGUAGUGGAGCCCAGGCCAGUUACGGUAGAUGUGGACUCAGACGUCACUCUAAACUGCAAGUGGUCUGGAAACCCCCCUCUCACCCUCACCUGGACGAAGAAGGGCUCCAGCAUGGUGCUCAGCAACAACAACCAGCUGUAUUUGAAGUCAGUGAGUCAGGCCGAUGCAGGCCAGUAUGUCUGCAAGGCCAUCGUGCCCCGGAUUGGAGUUGGAGAGACUGAAGUUACGCUCACUGUCAACGGCCCUCCCAUCAUCUCCAGUGAUCCAGUCCAGUACGCUGUCAGAGGGGAGAGAGGAGAGAUCAAGUGUUACAUUGCCAGCACCCCCCCUCCUGAUAAGAUUGUUUGGGCUUGGAAGGAGAACGUGUGGGAGAAGGAGAAAGGCACCCUGAUGGAGAGGUACACCGUGGAGCAGAGUAAACCACCAUCCCAGGGCGGGGCCGUCCUCUCCACCCUCACCAUCAACAACGUCAUGGAGUCUGACUUCCACUCGCCUUACAACUGCACCGCCUGGAACUCCUUCGGACCCGGCACCAUGAUCAUCACACUGGAGGAGACGGAUAUCGUUCCGGUGGGAAUUAUCGCUGGUGGUACGGUGGGCUCCUCCAUUCUGCUGCUUAUGUUUCUACUGGCGCUUGCCUUCUUCCUGUACCGCCAACGCAAAGGCAGUCGCCGAGGUGUCACCCUCGGUAAACCAGACAUCAAGGUAGAGACAGUCAACAAAGAGACCCACAGCCUGGAGGAGGAGGCAGCCGACGUCUCCACAGCAACCCGGAUGGUCAAGGCCAUGUACUCCUUUCUGCCCUCUGUUUCCCUCUCUCCCUCCACUCAGCCAUUCAAAGACGACAUGGACCUGAAGCAGGACAUCAGGAGCGAGAGCGACACCAGGGAGGAGUACGAGCUCAAGGAUCCAACAAAUGGUUACUACAAUGUCCGAGCCACCACCCAUGAUGAGGCGCGCCCCCAGUCCCGUGCCAUCCACUACCAGGGUGAAUUCCGCUCCCCGAACCCAAACAGCGGACCAGCCGGUGCCACCUCCAGCGGACCCCCAGCUGGCGCCAGCGGUGCUGUUCCCCCCAGCGCAGUGCCAGGUUCAAGGGCAGGCUGCUAUGACCCUCGCCCACCUUCCAGGAUGUCCCAUGCCACCUACGCUCAGUUCAACACCUUCACCAGGGUGGCACAGAGCCAGCAAGCACCUCCCAAUCCAGCUCUUCAGUCACCUGGAGAAUACCCCGGAGACUGCGGCCUGCUGGACAGCACAACACAGCUGGCCUACGACAACUACGGAUACCCCUCCCAGUAUCCCAGCUACCGAAUGGGCUUUGCUCCACCCAUAGAAGAGGGACCAGCCUAUGAGAUGUAUCCAACAGGACAAGGGACCGGGCCAGGGCCAGGGCCGGGUCCUGGGCCUGGACAGCAAAGUCCUGAAACAGGGCUGGGGCAGUAUGGAACCGCCACUCGCUUCUCGUAUUCGUCUCCGCCCUCUGACUAUUCCCAAAGACACACACAGCGGAUGCAGACUCAUGUUUGAGAAACACACACUCUUUGACUUGCUUUUUGCAGCUGCAGUACUUAUUACACAUAAAACAAAAACACAAAAAAAAUAAAAAAAAUACAUUAACAUUUGAGAUUCAGUUUUAAGUUUCCAUUGCAUCCAGUGCAUGGAAUUUGGUUCAUUUUCUGAACCAAUAAAACAUCACAACAACGCACAGCAGUUAGCAGCAUCGCAUAUAAUACAGUUAGCAGCAAUACAUACAACACAUGCAAAGCGACAUUCACACACAUUUGCGCAAACCCUCUGUUGCGUGCAGUGUUUAUGCUCCAUUGAAAGCAACAGCGAGAGCCACAAUCAAGAGAAAAGAGACAAAAAGAGAAGAAGAGCACUUUGAAGACAGGAAGAAGAAGAGCGCCAGGAGCUUAAGGAGGAACAGAGGAACCUUUUUCUUCCUGCAAUCCUCGUCUUGCUCUUGGAUCAUCUCCCUGCAUCACAUUUCCCUCCCACCCCAUCUCUGUAAAUAAGUGCAAAUGGAGAUUUGGGUCAUUUUGAAGUUAUUUCCUUGUACAAACCUAUACAGUGUGAUGCAGUACAGUGACCUACAGCAAACCUCCCUGUAAUCCACACAUUUUGCAUUUUCUGACUCUCACAUAUUGCAAAAAACACACACAUAGACAAAUCUUUGAAGACUUAUUUGUUUUGAUGUAUUGCAGCAACGGGGCAGCUUGGACUAUAAAUAUAUUUGGCACUUUUUGAUCCCUUUUUCUCACUUAAAACGUGCCCAGUGGCCAUUGCUUUCAAGAUCUACCUUGAUUUAAGUGGGGCAGAGCUUCUUAAAGUGGUACAGUUAGUGACCAGAGUGCCAAUGCUUAUGUGCCAAUACACACAAACUGUUAUGGUGUGUCUUCUUUUGUAAAAAGUGGACAAUAAGGUGGUCUGGACGAAGAGGUUUUGUACAUGCCACAUCUGAGAGGAAAGGAAAGGAGUGGUAGCAAGCGUCUCUGUAUGCUCAUUCUUCUCCUCAUCUGUCAUUUUUAAUCAUCAUAAUACAUUUCUAUACUUAACAUUUCACACGAGGUCAAUGCUGUAUACAGUAUUUGUGAAACGAGGUGCGGCGGGAGCACUUUUUCAUUCAAUGAAUUUCUGCAAUUUGUACAAAAAGAUACCUCCCCUACCCUCAAGUGUCAAACAGUAUUUGUUUCUCUCACUUGCACAGUAGUAUAGAUUUUUUUUCCAUAUUUAUACCGAAACGUAUGAAAAAAAAAUGGCAUUCAGAAACAUUUUAUAGUAUUUUUAUAAGGAGUUGUGGACCAAAGGUUCAGCGUUUUGGGUGAAACUCACUUUUUAAUGUGUAUGUGGCGACAUGAUCGUUAUUGGAAACGUUUUGAGUUUCUUUGAAAAGCGAUGGAUGGUGUUUUUCAAGUGGAUGUUGUAGACUUAAAUUAGAAAAUUUGAAGAGCUUCAUUCCAAAAUGAUAAAUAUCCAGCAAGGGCAAAUCUGUUUGGUGGAUAUCUCUGUUUGGUGUGAAACUCUUUCUUUGACUUCCAGUCUUCUGACUGGACUGCCUUUUUCGCACGUCGACGACAUUCAAAAUGAUGGAUGGAGAACAAACAGCUGCUCACUCUGAGCUGUGCUGUGAACUUUGUAAGCGAUGAGAAGGUUCAAGUGUAGUCUAACAUAUCAAAAUGAAGGUACAGAGGGUUCUAUCUAGCUCAUAUGGUACUUUGUACAUUUAUAUGUAAGUAUACUGGUUUGUUCACUGCAACAGAAUAUUUGGUGGUAUUUUAUGUCUGAGAUUUUUUCAUUAUAUUGUGUCAGCUGUGGUACGUGUGGUUGGCCUUUAACCUCACAGGUUCAUAAUGAUCAGCAUUUAAAAUGUUGCUACUAACCUCUAACCUCUACUGAUGCAGCUACUAUACAUGUUUUAAUGAAUCUCUACCACCCCACUAUCAAAUUAUUUUCCACCAAGAGAGAAGAUUAAAUUUGUAUGGCCGACAGGAUCUCGCAGCGCCUGCAGUCGUAGUUUUGUUUAAUUACUCAACACCAACCAAGACCAAAUUCACACUACGGUCAGCUUGCAAAAAGCAGUGUGAAUGUACCUGUCUGCCGUUUGAACCAUUAAAUGAUUUACUCUUUUCUUUCCUGAUAUCAAUAUCUUGAUGACUUAUUAUAAUUAAGAUAUUAUAAAAAAUAAGCCUUACUCACAGAAAAAAGUUGUCUCAGUGUCAACUAUGGAUGCAACCACUGACCCAGGAUUGAAGACAUUUAUUUCAUAGUUACAGAGAACUAAAAGCUUUGAAUGGCUGCAUUUGGCUCCAUUUUGCAUUCUCCAUAUAGAAAACAAUCAGACAUCGUAUUGGCUGUUGAUGAGCAGUGAGCUCAAGAAUUCUGUUUUGGCCAACUUAUGUGAGCCAUUUCUCCUGACGUUCACCUCUACACGAAACAAUUUGACCUCCAGCCCCUUCCACCAGUUGUAGAAAUGGUUCAUGUUUGCACACUGAACUUUGUGAGAGAGAUUGGCUUGCACUCUUCAAUGAACCCUCACACAACUUCACCUUUUAUGGUGACAAUCAUGUGCUGAUUAGCCUCCACAGCGGCAGAUCAAUCUUUAUUUUAUACUGAGGUUGGAUUUAUAAGGUUCCAUCACUAAUGUAACCAUUUGUCGGCUUUAAUUCUUUAAAGGAACAGUGUGUAGGAUUUAGGGUGAUUUAGUGGCAUCUACUGGUGAGGAUUACAGAUUGCAACCAGCUGGAACUUCUCCCGGUUAGAUUUCCUGCAGUGUUCAUUGUUCAAGAGGUUUUAAGUGGGAGCUGAAUUAUCUGCAGAGGUCUCUCCCUCUCCGAAUCAGACAGACCAGGUGAUUAAAACUGAUAGAAACAAUGAAUAAAGCUGUAACAGGUUUCUUUUUUUUUUUUGCGCUGUUAAACUCGUCAGAGAUGGGCCUCUAGUCUAAUACCUGCCAAUCAGUGCUCACAAUUUCUCCUCUGAUAACAUAAGAUGCAGAUGUUCAGGAGUUCAGCAGAGGUCUUUUCCUCUCCAAAACAAAUGAAACUGGUGAUUUAAACCAGUAAAACCACUGAAUCAAGCAGUUUCACAUUUAGAAAUCCGUGUUUUUAUGACCACUACAGAGGCCGAGGCAAAAAUGUGAAUGGUCCAUCUAAAGCCUAUUUAGACUGACAGAAAGGCAAACUAUGGAGGACAAUGCAAAACAUGAAUGGCCCUAUCUAGAGCCAUUGUUUGGUUUGUUCAUUCUGGGCUACUGUAGAAGCAUGGCAGUGUAACAUGGUGUUCUUCAUAGACAAAGACCUGCUCCCUGUGUCGAUAUAAACAGGUAAUUCUUUAGGCAAAAAACACACUUCUAAUCUAUUUAAGGCAAUUAUACAUUAAUACACAGUUUUUGUAUUAUAUUCCAUUUCUGCCAAUAUAUCCCCCUAAGUCCUACACACUGAACCUUUAAGGGACAUUGAAUAGUACAUGACUCUUUUAAACUUGUUUCAGCAACCACCAGGAAUUGCUUCGACAUUUUAUUUUUCAUCUUGUCUUAAGGGCACAUAUGCUUUAUUGGAUAGUCAAAGUAAAGAGGUUCUGUGUGAAAUAAAGAGUCACCCUCUUGUAUCUCUGCCUUACAUUUUUGAGCAGUUAAAAAAAUGAUAGCUGAUGAGACGAGGCUUUACAGAAGACCAGAGGCUGUAGAGUGAAGCCAGAUAUCUCAGCACCUCCAGAGGUAAUCAUUGAGUCUUUAUACUUAUCAGCCACCCUAUCAACCCCUCACAGUUACAGUAUAUUAUGGUAAUUCUGCGCAAAGGGGCAGUAAAAGUUGUAUUUAUUGCCCCUAUUUUGAAUAAACACUUUCAGAAAGCAAACCGCAGCCACGCCAUUUCUGAUUAGAAUAUCAGAUGGAACCUUGUAGCUCCAAGGUCACCAUAUAAACCAUUUCAGUAGUUAUAGAGAGAAGAACGGCAGAUGGAGCACCCUUUUAAAUUUAUAUGGUUAUCACAGCCUUGGUACUGCAUACUAUUACCUCUUUACAACCUUUUUACAGAGUUGUAGCUGCGCAGUAUUUUGCAUCUGACUUGAAAUGUCGUUAUGACCUUGUGUAGAAUAAGUAAAUUUGACACGGAGGAGACCAACAAACACCGGCAGGCCGUCCAGGUACUUAGUCAUUACCUCUUAACUGUUUACAGUCUGUUGACAGUGGGGAUGUAUAAAUAUGUAAAAGACAGAAAGCCAAAAAUGCAAAAUAUGUUUAGAUUUGGUUUAGCAAUGAAAAUGAUAUGCAGUUUAGACGGUAAUCUGGAAGUGUUUACUCCGCUAAAUUGUCAUUUCAUGUCUUUUUCCUCCUUCUCCAUACAUUAUACCUGUCACGCUGUACUCUCUCCCCUGUGUCAUAUUAACAGUCACCUACCAGCUGCCGAAUUAAGAGGCUGAACCUGUCUUCAUGGAAAAAAAACUCAUUACAACAUAGCAAUCCUUUCUCUCAUCAGUUUCUUCCAAAUUUUCUUAGAGCUGAUAACAUAUGGAGUAGAUAUAACAAUCUUAGCUUGCAUUAAUGUGUGUAUGUUGGGGGGGUUGGGAGUCUGUAGAGAAUAUAUAGUGUCAUGAGCUCACGGCAUCAUCCUCAUUUAUUUCUCUUUCUUUCUAUGAAAAUCAGUAUUUGAAAUCUUAUUUUCUUGGUAUUACUUUGUGGUGUUACCUUGCCAGUGGAGGAAAUGGCUGUGGUCAAAAGUGUGUUUGAACUUUUAUAUACAGUAUGUCAUUUUUUUUUUUUGUAUGCAUCAGAUGGGGGUGGGGGGGUCUGAUUAAUCAACCCAGCGGAAAAAAAAAGAGAGGCCAUGUGUGUGUCUGUGGCCAAACUGACUGCUCAGCCAGGCCACAAAUAGCCAAAACUCUGUCUCAACUAGGCCAACCCAGGCUAGAACCAGGCCAGGCCCACAGCUAACUGCUCUGUUCCAUGCUGUGCUGUGCUGCGCCAUCCCUGGCCAAGACUGACUCGAGUGGCUCAGUGUCCGUUUUUACCUUGUGGAGUCUUCAGUGAGUGCCAAAAGACUGUGCAAAAAAUGAACUGAGCAGACAAACAAAUGCAGCAGCCAUUUGUGUUUAUCGUGUUUAUGUGAAUGUUGCUUGUGUGUGUGUGCGUGCGCUACCCGUCUGUAUCAUCAUACAUGCACAUUUACUGUAUGUGUCCAUAUGUGAACAUGCAUGUGUGUGUGUGUGUGUGUGUGUGUGUGUGUGUGUGUGUGUGUGUUUGCAGCUUGUAACACCAGUGUGUUUUCAUAACAUUAUAAAUUUGUUAGGACCACUGGACUGUGAAAAUUAGGGUUUGAGUGAUUUGACUGUUUUGGGUAAAUAUUAGACAUUAGCAACAUUUUUCCUCAAUUUCUGUGUAAAAUGUUGAUUGCUCCUAUUUGUAGCAACAGUUAUUGCAGCCUUCAUUUCAACUAUAAAUUAUGUAGGAGGGACAGGAUACAGCACUCCCAACUAAUGGUUAAGGCAAAACAAAAUAACCUUGACUCCCAAACAGACAUCGGUCAACAUUAUCAUGAUGUCAGACUGAAUAAUGAAGUGAAAUGAAAUGCCAGUUCAGUCUGACUGGCAGGCUAGUGAUCAGAAACACAAGGUGCUCUCCAUUUGUUGCUAUCCUGGCCUCUUUGCUGCCCCUAGUGGUAAGCAAAUGUGUUCAUUUCAACAAAGCACCCGGACCUGUGUUAUCAAAAUGCACUUGCAGCUACCAACAUUGAUCACAAAUAAACCAGGACUAAAAUGUUAAGGACUUAAGCUGCCUUAAAAAGCUGCAACACGUAACAGAACUUAAUUUACAUUACAUACAGGCAUAAAGUGCUGCAGGGAUGUUUAUUUGUAGGCCAACAAAGAAGUUAGCAUCACCCUGGUUCCCUCGGCAAAAAACAAAUGGGAUUUCUUCAUUGGAUUUUGGAUUAGUGCAGAAAAUGCGCUCUGUGGCAAACAAAAGUUUAUGAGACUUACACGUUUUGUUCACCUAAAUCAUCUUCACAAAUGAACACCACUUGCGUAAAUGCAAUCGCCAGAAGUACAAAGCUAAUGUUAGGCUAUAAAGGGACUACACCACAGUCGCACAACUUCACUGUUGUCUUACAAUAAGGCUGUAAAGCUGUGUUCGGCAUGAUGACUGUCUGUACUCUCAUUCAGCCAUUUGUUAGCAACCGUCUUUUUAAGACAUGCAAACUUCAAAAUUCACAAGUGGGGUAUUUUUACUGACGUAUUUCACAUUGCAGAAGAAAACUUGAAAUCUCUUAGCUUGUGUUAACCAUAGGUGUGUAAAUCACCAGUUUCAUCAUGACACGAUAUUAAAACGAUUCUUUUGGCAGUGAAACGAUAUUUUCCGAUAUUACAAAGUCUGCCACGAUACAAUUUUGAUUCGAUAAGAUUCAGGGGCCUGUGAUCGAUAUAAGACAAUAUUAUAUGCCUAUUUACCACAAUCUGUUACAGAAGAAGCUGCUACACCCUUUUUUUAAUACUUUUGGCCAUAAAAGGUAAAAACAGUACAUAAAGUGCAGUAAAGUUUCCUUUAAACUGACUUUCUGCCAGAAAUUCUUCUCUGGAAGAAAUCUUUUCAUUUUAACCCAAACCAUCAUCUUUUACCUAAAACUUCAGGGCUAUCUGGCUUAAAGCUCUAAUGAACAACAACAAGGUCAAAUAACAAAAACAAAUUCAGCUCAGUAAUAGCUGUCAAGAUACACAGACAAAGCAAUUGUUUUUAGCAAGUACCCACCAUUUGCUUAAGCAUGUUUACAUUGCAUAAAUUAGCCUAGCGGCUAGCAGACUUUUUUUCUCCACUCAUAGCUUAACAAAUUACAUGUACUCACCCUUGGUUUAAGUCACUGCAUCUCCCGACAGGAGAGUAAGGUUGAAUUUCAGCCUGCAUGCAAGGUUUUUUUUUAGCCGAAAAUUGUUGAAACAAAGAAGCUAAUGUUGCUGUAGCUAUGUGAGAGUCCAGCCAGGCAGGUAACGUUAUGUCGGGUUUUGUCUCACAACUGCAUUGACCCCCGUUGAUCCCUAUUUUCUUCAUGAACUGAAAUAUUUCCACACUGAUGAUUUUUUUUCCAAGUAGAUACCGUUAUCCUCAUUGUCUUUCUCUUGGCUAGUUGACAUCUGCCUGCUGCUGUUCGACAGUGAUGCAGACUUUCAAAAUAAAAGUGUAUAUCAUAAAGAUGAUGAUAUGGAUAGCUGUUCACUUUGCAUCGAUGAUAUUGGCUCGUUGAUCAUAUCAAUAUAGAUCGAUGGAUCGUUACACCCCUACUUAACCACAGACCUUAUUUCAGACAUCUAACCAAAAACCCAUUCAAAAAACUCACUAACUUCAAGACGAAGGAACCGGGAGUGCUAAAAUGCUAUCUCAUUUCCUGGUUUUAGGACUCUUUCCUACAGCACUUUAUUUCCACGUGGUCGGGGAGAUUCAGCUUGAAACUAUGUAUGUUUGUUAUACAAAUUGUACAUUGUGAAGGUGUUAAAUUAAAGAAGCCAUAUCAGUCAAACCCUAGUAUAAAGCAGGACAGCUGGUAAGACAGAGUGAAGGAGACAUUGUGUGGCCUUAGGACACAAGGAAGGAGCCGAGCUCGUCCCUCAUCCAGCUGCUGAGCCUGUCUGCUCUCUAAAACAGCUGCACGAGUGAACAGGAUUAAUUGAUGUUCAGCUUGAUAUCGUUAAGCAUAUGAAGACGAUGAUCAGUACAGUGAGAAGGAUUCCAUAUUGCACUUAAAAAUGUUUGAAGUGGAGGUGUGCAUGGGGGUGAGAGACGGUCAGUGUGGGUGUUCAUAUAAGCAUAUAUUCUCCAUACUCCAGUUCUUUAUUUUUAUCCUUAUAUAUUGUUCACAUGUGUAUUAUGUUUAUGUUGGUUUUGAGUACUUGUUUAUCCCUUUUAUUCGAGAAAAGAAAACUGUACAAAACAUACAAAAUAUUAUUGAAAUUUUCUUUUAUUUUCAUGUUUGAGUUCUGUUUUUUUUUUCUUUUCAAAUUGUAUGUAAUUAUUUUUCCACAGUAUUACAGAAAAUAAAAGAAGACACGGCUUUUCAU
This is a messenger RNA of Epinephelus moara (kelp grouper), 10773 nucleotides long. RefSeq names its product kirre like nephrin family adhesion molecule 1b (gene kirrel1b). Gene Ontology annotation, cellular component: cell-cell junction. Bases 307 to 2760 code for a protein of 817 amino acids. Gene Ontology annotation, molecular function: cell adhesion molecule binding. The transcript is spliced from 15 exons. Gene Ontology annotation, biological process: cell-cell adhesion. The record is from RefSeq and is a predicted model, not a curated record. NCBI's taxonomy places the organism in Eukaryota, Metazoa, Chordata, Actinopteri, Perciformes, Serranidae.